UCAAAAUUCUUUGCAGAAAGUAGAAUUAUAAUUACAAAUUUGAAAUUUCUCAAACAACACUGAAAAAUAUAGCCUUGCCUAAACUCUAUUUCGCCAGUCUUCGUUAUCAUCCUUGGCAAACACAUGGGUAGCAAAAGUGGCCAGCUUCACAUAUUCUUCUUCCCUUUCAUGGCUCAAGGUCACAUGAUACCGGCCAUAGAUAUGGCCAAGCUAUUUGCAGCGCGAGGUGUGAAGGCAACCUUUGUCACUACUCCUCUCAACAUGCCUGUAGUCUCCAAAACAUUUGAAAAAACCAAAGCUCGCGGCAUCAAUAUUGAUAUCAAAAUCAUCAAGUUCCCAGCUGUAGAGGCUGGCUUGCCAGAAGGAUGUGAGAACAUUGACUCAUUGAAUUCCUCAGAUAUGAUUCCCACUUUUGUCCUAGCGACUUCAAUGCUUCAACAACCACUUGAGGAACUAAUUCAAGAGUACCAACCUAGUUGCAUUGUGGCUGACAUGCUCUUUCCAUGGGCAGUUGAUGUUGCAGCUAAAUUUGGUAUUCCAAGGCUUGAAUUCUAUGGUACCAGUUUUUUUUCAAUGUCUGCAGGACAUUGUAUCAGGCAAUAUGAACCUCACAAGAAAGUUUCAUCUGAUUCUGAAACUUUUGUCAUUCCUAACUUUCCGGGGGAGAUAAAGUUGACAAGGAUGCAACUGCCAGACUUCACUCGGCAAGAAGUUGAAACAGACUUUUCCAAGUUCUUGAAAGAAGCUUCCAAAUCAGUGUUGAGGAGCUAUGGGGUUGUUGUUAAUAGCUUCUAUGAGCUUGAACCGGAUUAUAUAGAUCAUUACAGAAACGUCUUGGGAAGAAAGGCAUGGCAUAUAGGUCCAGUUUCAUUAUGCAACAAGGAUACUAAAGAUAAAGCCCUAAGGGGAAAGGAAGCUUCCAUUGAUGAACAUGAAUGUUUGAAGUGGCUUGCUACAAAGAAACCCAAUUCGGUUGUAUUUAUUUGUUUUGGGAGUACAUCAAAAUUUAGUGAUUCUCAACUCAUGGAGAUUGCUAUGGGUCUUGAGGCUUCUAGACAACAAUUCAUUUGGGUUGUGAGGAAAGGCAAAAAUGAAAAAGCAGAGGAAGAUUGGUUACCAAAAGAAUUUGAGAAAAGAAUGGAAGGUAAGGGACUAAUUAUACGAGGUUGGGCACCCCAAAUAUUGAUUCUUGACCAUGAAGCGGUUGGAGGAUUUGUAACUCAUUGUGGCUGGAACUCGACCUUGGAAGGAGUGACGGCAGGGGUGCCCAUGGUCACAUGGCCUGUGGCAGCUGAGCAAUUUUACAAUGAGAAGUUAGUGACUCAAGUACUGAAAAUUGGCGUUAGUGUUGGUGCGCAGCAAUGGAUUAGGAUGGUUGGAGAUGGUAUUAAGAGGGAAGCAAUACAGAAGGCGGUAAGACAAAUUAUGGUGGGCAAAGAAGCUGAGGAAAUGAGAGGCGAGGCCAAGGUACUUGGGGAGAUGGCAAGGAGGGCUGUUGAAGAAGGGGGAUCAUCCUACUCUGAUUUGAAUGCAUUAAUUGAAGAAUUAAAGUCACAUUGCCCUUGAC
Quercus lobata is the source of this 1567-nucleotide messenger RNA. Its product is annotated as scopoletin glucosyltransferase-like. The transcript has a single exon. Gene Ontology annotation, molecular function: UDP-glucosyltransferase activity. NCBI's taxonomy places the organism in Eukaryota, Viridiplantae, Streptophyta, Magnoliopsida, Fagales, Fagaceae. The record is from RefSeq and is a predicted model, not a curated record. The coding region runs from base 124 to 1566 and encodes 480 amino acids.